Molecule: messenger RNA, 747 nt
Organism: Raphanus sativus (radish)
Lineage: Eukaryota; Viridiplantae; Streptophyta; Magnoliopsida; Brassicales; Brassicaceae
Product: outer envelope pore protein 16-2, chloroplastic
Exons: 7
Coding region: 151-687 (178 amino acids)
Cellular component (GO): chloroplast outer membrane
Molecular function (GO): amino acid transmembrane transporter activity
Source: RefSeq, a predicted model, not a curated record
GUGUGGAAAAGCAGUACACGUGUCAAGGGAGUGGCAAAUCUCUCUCUCUUCUGUUCCACCACUUCUCCUUGCUUGUUGUGAAGAGACGUAUUAACAAAAAAGCAAAGAAGCAAAGAAAGAUAAGUGAUAGAGAGAAGAAACAAAAAAAAAAUGGACAAGAGUGGAGGAAGAAAGGUGAUGGAUGAGAUAAGGAGCUUUGAGAAGGCAAGUUUGUUCGAUCUUGGCCAUCCUCUUCUCAACCGCAUCGCUGACUCUUUCGUCAAAGCCGCCGGUGUCGGAGCUUUACAAGCUGUGUCUAGGGAAGCUUACUUUACGGUGGUUGAUGGGGCAGGGUUUGACGCGAGCAACAUGGGUCCACCUUCUGAGAAUGCCGGCAGCAAGAAACAUAGGUUUCCUAAUCUCAGAGGGGAAAGAAGCAAAUCGUUGGAUGCAUUUGUGAAGAACACAGGAAAAGAAUCGCUCCAGUGGGGGCUUGCAGCUGGAUUAUACUCGGGUAUAACGUAUAGUAUGAAGGAGACUCGUGGAGGAGCUCAUGACUGGAGGAAUAGCGCCGUGGCUGGAGCAUUAACAGGAGCGGCGAUGGCUAUGACGACCGCAGAGAGGACAAGCCAUGAGCAAGUGGUUCAGUCUGCUCUUACAGGAGCAGCCAUUUCCACUGCUGCUAAUCUCCUUUCUAGCGUUUUCUAGAUGCACCCAUUAAAAGUCUUGUUAUUUGCGUUAAGUUUUAGCAUAAACAUGCGUCUUUUU